Messenger RNA from Chondrus crispus (carragheen), 3666 nucleotides. RefSeq lists its product as hypothetical. The record is from RefSeq and is a predicted model, not a curated record. Gene Ontology annotation, molecular function: oxidoreductase activity. Lineage: Eukaryota; Rhodophyta; Florideophyceae; Gigartinales; Gigartinaceae. Bases 1 to 3030 code for a protein of 1009 amino acids. The transcript has 2 exons.
AUGUCCCAACCCCCGCGCGCCCGGCCGCGCCGCCACGCCAUCAUCGUCGGCGCAGGCGUCGCCGGGCUCGCCGCUGCACAGCAGCUUCUCGCCUCACAACAUGACAUCCAAGUUACUGUCCUCGAGGCACGCAACCGCGUCGGCGGCCGUAUACUCACCACAUGGCUCAACACCGUGGAACAUGACCCAGACCAACCGCUACAACAAGCCCCGCACGAUCGACCGCCAGACCCCGCCGCUCCGGACCCAAGUACUGCCCCGACAGCUGAUUUACACUCCGCCGCCGACGUACGCGACUGGGCUCCGAACACAAAGUCUCCCAACCCCGCCCUUGCCCAUCCGUCAAGUUCCAAAGAGACUCCUCACGCGCUUCCAUUCGCUGCCUUGGUGAACGGCACCUUCAACCCACCGCGCGAAACUUCUGACGCCGCUCCGCUUACGGCCGUAGACAUUGGCGCCUCCAUCAUGCACGGCUGCGGCGACGACAGCCAGCACGUAUUCCAUCGCGCCAUUCAGGAAAAGAUUCGUGCCCCCGUCGUCGCCGGCGGUGGCUUCUAUGAAAGCACCGAACACGCUCUCUGGUUUGAUCAAAACACUGGCAAGCGUAUCCCGUCGGAGAAGGUCGUCGAGGUCCAUAAUAUAUUCUUCAUGGCCAGCAGGUACAUGGCCGCUGUGUCCGCUGUAUCGGACGACGGCGCCGCCGAUUUGCAGUCCGUCUUCGAUUGUGGUGUCGAGUAUGUGUGCGAUCAACUGGGGGAGAGAAAGUUGACAGAUGUCGAGCAUGCGAUCAUGAAGAAGAUCUGCGCGAGGAGCGUAGGGUAUUGCUCCUCCAUGGAUCGAAUGGCCUUGAUGCAGGCCAGUGCUGGUAUGGAUGCAUCCUGCUCAGACAUUCAGAUUGGCUCCCAGUUUGAUGAGGACGAUCCGCCGUAUCCGGGUGAGCUUCCAGCAAUGUCUGCGAAUGGGAUCCGUCAGCAGGCCGCACGAUUGACGAAAGCUGUCAUCAACACUCAAAAGCCGCCAAAGCCUAUGAUUGCGAACAAACGCGGAGGUAGCGGAGAUCGAAUUGUACUCGAUGGCUACACUCCUUUUCUUAUAGACAAGUUGGCGCAUGGCGUCGAUAUCCGCCUCGGCCAAGCUGUUUGCGGAGUUGCCAAAGUGCACAAAGCCGUUGUUGAUGAGGGAACAUCAGAGAUCGGAGAGGCUCAGGGGUUUAGCGGCACAAAGUCAAAUGAUCCCCAUGCGACAUCUCAAGGCGUUUCAGAUGUCCACUCAAGAUCCAUAAUCGUUUCGACUCGCACUGGUGAUGUGUAUCCAGGAGACUUUGUUAUUAUGACGGUCCCGCUUGGAGUCUUGCGAGGAGAGCAUGCAGAAAGCUCAGUCCAAUUCUCCCCCCCUCUCUCAUAUGACAAGGUGGAAGCAAUCGGGGGCAUGGCAAUGGGGGUCCACAACAAAGUGGUCUUGCGCUUUCGAAAGCAAGACGUAUUUUGGCCCCCCAAGAUCCCACAGCUCAACUGUUUAGACCCUAGGUUUCAGUUCUUUAAUCUGCACAGCUACGGGAAAACUGGAGUUCUUCUGGUGCAAGUAUUCGCUCAAAGCGGGUUUGCCAAGGGCUUCAGCGGUCUCUCUGAUGCUGGGGUAGUGGCGGAAGUACUCACCGUUCUUGGUGGUAUGUUCUGCAAGCGAGAGCGGAGCAACGACACUUCUGUAGAUGAUGCUGCUGCCCAAGCAGCCAACAAAACCUCAAAAGAACGAAGAAGAGUUGCACAGCUUCUCAACAUCUGUGAAAAAGUUGAUUGUGGAGCUGCUGUGACCAAGGACACUUCGCAGGGUAGAAAUGGGGGUGGUGUACAGUGUAGCUCUUGCGGACUGGUCAUGGAUUGGGGACCACAAGCAGAACAGGACCAAAAGGCUCCCUCGAAACGACCUGAGCAUUCGGCGAGGCUGCGUCAGAAAGCAGCAAAGAUGCACGACCAUAUGGAUCAGCGCGGAGAUGAGAAGGAUCUUGAGGAGAUUGAGUUAGGGCCCCAGCAACGCAGUCUGACAUGGUCAAAGUUUCCAGCACCAGAAGAGUACAUCGUCACACGAUGGGAUGAGGACCCGUAUGCCCUUGGCUCAUAUUCAUUUAUGCCUUGCGGUUCAAACUGGCAGAUGAUUGAUCAGAUAGCAACACCAGAACCACCAGACGACCCUCAUCCGUACCUCUUCUUUGCGGGAGAGCACUGCAGUGAUUUGGGAUGGCAGUGCGUCCAUGGCGCCUAUGAAACAGGGCUGAAAUCAGCGCGGAGGCUCUUGGCUUGCAUUGAGAGCGUUGAUGGUGCCCCACCCGUGAGAGAUGAGGGCUUACGAAACGCAGAAAUUGCAAAUGCUGAACCAGCGGUCAGCGUUGUGACCCAGCCUACCGUGACGCCACGGGCAUUGGCGAAGCGGCGAAAGUCACAGCUACCGCCGAAUAGCUCUCCCAACGCAUUUUGGACAGAUGAACGAGAAAGGGCAUUAACGCGAGCUUUGAUCGGAUAUUCAGAUGUAUACGGGAAUUUCAUGGAUCUGGUCGAUGAGAUGGCCUUCGCGCUCUUCAACUUCAAGAAGGAACCGACAAGUCUGACCCAAGAGCAAGUUCUGGAACUUGUUCAUGAACGAAUUGAAGAAAGAGCUCGUGACAAUGAUAAGGAAGCGAAAGCUUUUCUACAUUUCCACAGCCCAGAAGUCGUGGCAGGCCGAGAAGGAGCGUUUCCGAAACGCUUCCAGGAGCUGACUAAGAGACAAAGAAUGGUAGGCCUAAAUGGGUCGAUACUGAAGGAUCGGUAUGCAGACGAAAUCGUCCGUGAACUGAGGCUUCAUGCUGAACAAGUAUCCAACAAUGAAGUCUCGUACAGAGAAACGCUUCGAAAGAUUGCGAUGAAGUUGUACAUGAAAGAUGGGGGCUUGAUGACUAAGAGAUGUCUCUCCGAGUACUUGCGGACUCAGGAGUUCGGCACGGGUCCGCAGAAGGAACUUUACAUGGCCAAGUAUCUUCCAGUCUUGAAACGCUGAGGGGGAAUGCUUAAAUCUGUUACCGCAACUGUCAUUUUGCGCAGCCGCGUCACCCGAUGAAUCGUGGUAACCUAGGUGAUCGUUUUCGUCUCUUCAUCAUAGACCGCAGGUAACGGAGUCAAUGUACAGCCGGAUGAUCCAAUAACAGCAGACGUUUCACAUAUGUAUACCGAUAGAAGGAUGAAAUACCGGAGACAAGAACGCCCGAAAUAAACAUAUUACCUAGACGGGUCUUGGGUGAUGGUUUGGAACUGGCGUGCUGGAGGCCUUCUACUGCGCGGCAGAUGGACAACAGGAUUCGAGCUCUGUAACUGACGUCGUCAAUUUGAGUAUUUGCAGCUGGAAAAGUCUUGGCUGCUUUUUCAAGCAGAACGACAGAUUGCUCUAACUACGACCCGAAAUGAUGAGGCAUGUAAACGUGUUCCGAAUCUCAUUUGUACUGGUACUCAGGACAGCAGCCUCCUGGCAGGUGGCUACCUAGUCUAGUUUCUAGUGUAUAAGAGACCGUCAUGUUGUUACAUCGGGAUGGAACAGAAUUCAGUGCGCGCUUGGCCUCACAUGAAGCCCGCCUUCCUUUGUUGAUUAAAUCCAGCCGGUACAGUCGACUAUCCGCUUGGGAUUAACUGUGCUCCUCAA